Protobothrops mucrosquamatus (brown spotted pit viper) is the source of this 2266-nucleotide messenger RNA. It is a transcript of the gene IL31RA, whose product is annotated as interleukin 31 receptor A. The coding region runs from base 134 to 1969 and encodes 611 amino acids. The record is from RefSeq and is a predicted model, not a curated record. Gene Ontology annotation, cellular component: signaling receptor complex; external side of plasma membrane. Gene Ontology annotation, biological process: cytokine-mediated signaling pathway. Gene Ontology annotation, molecular function: cytokine binding; cytokine receptor activity. Lineage: Eukaryota; Metazoa; Chordata; Lepidosauria; Squamata; Viperidae. The transcript is spliced from 13 exons.
ACAGAAACCUGAAAAUAUUUCUUGCUUUUAUCAUUACAAUAACAUUCUUAAUUGUAGCUGGAUUUCUGGAAGAGAAAUACCCAAUGAUACAAACUGCGCUAUUAGCACAGACGGGAAGGACAAACCUGGUAAAAUGAAAGAUGGUUCGUGUAUAGUAGAAAACAUUUUAUCUGUGGGUUAUGUCACACAAGUCAAAGUACCACUGUUUGGAGAAGAAGGAUUCAAUGUGAUUCCCCAAUAUAAGAAAUACACAGUGAAACCUGGUCCUCCUCAAAUAAUGAAAGUGGAAGGGAUGAAGGAAAUGCUAAGAGUUCACUUGAGAAAAAAACCAGAAGAACCAAAUUGGGAUCCUUUUAUGUGCCAGAUUCAAUACCAAGCCACAGCAAAAAACAUUUCAGCAGACAUCAGUAUCCCGAUCAAACAUUAUGUCAGAAAUCAAAUUGCAAAUCUCACUGGCCUAUGGAAUUUUACAAAUUAUACAGUUGCUGUUCGGUGUAGGCUUGGUGAGCCCCAUGAGUCGAGUCCCUGGAGUGAAUGGAGCAACAAAGUAAUAGGCAGAACAGAAGAACAAGCCCCUUCGAAAGUAGACUUAUGGAGAGUAAUUGAAACUGUUCAUCCUAAUGAAAGAAGGAUGCGCCUUUUGUGGAAGGUAAAUAAAGAAUUCCCAUCUUCAGGAAUCAUAACUGGCUAUACAGUAAGAUACAUUGCAGAAAACAGCAACAUUACUUUUGAAAAAAAAUACAAUCAGAAAGAGCUUGUCAUUCUCAGCCUGACGGAGGAUGCCUAUAAUAUCAGUUUUACUGCUCAUAACAGUGCUGGAGAGUCUCCUGAAGCUACUAUUAGAGUUCCAUCAUCAAAACAGGAAAAAACAAUGAAACCAAAAAUUCUUCAUCUGAAUGCUUCUGUUGCAAACGAGGAAAUGAAUUUGACAUGGGAUUUAACAAAUUCAGAAAUAGAUGGUUAUCUUAUCGAAUGGUAUGAGUCGGAGGAAAACACAUACAAGCGAUCUUGGCAUAGGAUAAGAAAUACCACAAAAUGGACUUCCCCCAAAGGAAUCUUAAAACAUUUUAAAUGCUAUAAUUUUUCAGUAUACCCUUUGUGUAAAGAUGAAAUAAAAAAGCCAACUUCCAUCAGUAUCUACUUCUAUGAAAAUGUCCCAUCUAGUGGUCCUGACCCUGAACUGGAAAAUGUUGGUAAAGAUUAUGCCACCAUAAAAUGGAAAGAAAUUCCAAAAUCAAAAAGGAACGGUGUGAUUAUUAACUAUACUAUAAUAUAUAAAACAGACAACAAACUACUGGAAGAAACUGUGGAUGGCAGUAUCCUGAAAUACAAACUUAAGUCUUUGCAACCCAUCACCAAUUACAAAGUUUGGAUUAAGGCAAACACCACCAUUGGAGGAACAACUGGAAGUGAACUGUCCUUUUUUACUGUACUACUUAGUACAACAGACAUUAUCUUUGCAGCUAUCUUCAUUGGAAUAUUCAUGACAUGCCUCUUAAGUUUUGGACUAUUAUGGGCUUUAAAAUAUAAAAUGAUAAAACGAAUUUGCUGGCCUCAGAUUCCACAUCCUGUAAUAGCAAGUUGUCCUGCUGUAUCUCAGAAAGUCUUAUUGGGGAACUCAUCUUUUGAGGAUGACAUCAAUAUUUUGAAAAUGGAUACUUGCAAUGAGAAUGAGUUGCCAUUGCUGAAUCCUGAAAACUGCUUCAAACAAGCAAAUGUUACUGCAGAAAUUAAGGUUGCUGGUCAAGGGACUUUUUGCAGUGGAGAAUACAAAGCUCUAGAAUUUUUUCUCUCAGUAUCAUCUUUGAACCAUGACUUCAAGAAUCAAACAUUUCUAACCACUAGAAGGGAUUCUCAAAGUUCUGCAAAAGAAGAAAUGCAAUAUCAGGAAAAUUUACAGGAGAAAACUGAAUUUAAUUCAUAUUUGAAAAACUCUGUUCAAGAGAGUUCCUGGAUUGCGAGAAUGUAGACAAAAUACAAAAUAAAUUGAAACCCAGCAAUGCUUCUUUGGACUGUUGUAGUGCUGAGGAUCCUUAUGUAGCACCAGAUACAGUUAAAUUACUAUCAAAGUAUUAAUUACAAAAAAAAAUCUGUUGGAUAUGCUUUUGUUGCAAAUACGGUCAAAGCUAUGCCUUCUUAAAAUUUUUGUUAUCACAGAUCUCAAAUAUGUUAUACAUGGAGGUGAAAAUGAAGUCAUAUAAUUGUCAAUCGAAACAAUUGAAUGUGUUGUAAAGAUUGGUAUAAAAAGGUUAUGUAGAAAUAAAUA